This is a messenger RNA of Ananas comosus (pineapple), 1416 nucleotides long. RefSeq names its product transcriptional activator Myb-like. The transcript has 2 exons. The coding region runs from base 227 to 1156 and encodes 309 amino acids. The record is from RefSeq and is a predicted model, not a curated record. NCBI's taxonomy places the organism in Eukaryota, Viridiplantae, Streptophyta, Magnoliopsida, Poales, Bromeliaceae. Gene Ontology annotation, molecular function: DNA-binding transcription factor activity, RNA polymerase II-specific; RNA polymerase II cis-regulatory region sequence-specific DNA binding. Gene Ontology annotation, biological process: regulation of DNA-templated transcription. Gene Ontology annotation, cellular component: nucleus.
CCCUCCUCUUAUUAUUUCCUUCGUAUUACUUAUCCUCUCCAUCCCCCCCGGCGCCCCUCUCUCCCAUUUCUCACCCUCCUCCUCUUCCUCCUCCAACCCUAAUUAGUUGUUCUCCACCCCUCCCUUUUCGUUUUUUGACUUUUUUUUUUAGUUAAGGAUAAUAUAGCUAGCUAGCUAGCUGGAUUAAUUCGAAGGAGCUUAAUCAAUUCUAUUUGUAAGGGUUGUGAUGGGAUCUUUGUCGAUGGCGAAUGGCUCCGACGACUCCAGGUCGUGCCCUCGAGGCCAUUGGAGGCCCGGCGAAGACGAGAAGCUCCGCCAGCUCGUCGAGCAGUACGGGCCCCAGAACUGGAACUCCAUUGCUGAGAAGCUCCAAGGAAGAUCAGGAAAGAGCUGUAGGUUAAGGUGGUUUAACCAACUUGACCCGAGGAUAAACAAAAGGCCGUUCACAGAAGAAGAGGAAGAGAGGCUCCUCGCGGCUCAUCGGGUUCACGGGAACAAAUGGGCUUUGAUUGCGCGGCUCUUCCCUGGUCGGACCGACAAUGCUGUGAAGAACCACUGGCAUGUAAUCAUGGCUCGGCGGCACCGAGAGCGGUCCAGGCUGUUCAGUAAGAGACCGCAUUCGGAUCAGUUUCUUACUAGCUCGGAUACCGCCAUGAGCGGCCUUUUUGCCUUGAGCUCCGCUAGCGAUAAGAGAAAUUUCACGGAUAGCUCACAACCAUUUCACUUUGAUUUUGGGAGCUCUUCGAAGGAUCGACCGGCUUUCGGUGUAUUGCCUUCGAACUCAUCGUUUUACUGGGCCUUCUCCAGAUCAAAUGUGCCCUCGACACCUCAAGUAUUUGGUGCCAACGGCGAUGUUUAUAGCCAUAAAUAUAACUGCAGCAUCCUAGAGAGUUCAGAUUACUAUGAUCGGUCUCUACGUGCGAAUUAUGAUCCGAUAAGCAAGAACUUUGGUGCAAAUGGGAUCAGAUUCUCCUCUUCAAGGGAGCGAAUUACCGGAAACGAGGCUUCAGAUUCGCAUGAAUUGCUAACCCUAGGGAAUAAUUCAAGUUCUUUGAACCUUAGAACUAAUAAUGAUCACAAGGAUGAGAGUGAUGAAUCCGUAAAACAAAAGGAUGUUCCCUUCAUCGACUUCCUUGGGGUCGGAAUUACUUCAUGAAUCAAGAAUCUUUUCGACGUAGCUUAGCUUGUGGAAUUUAAGAGAAAACAAAGUUUCUCACAGUUUUUGGUUAGCACUGCUCUUGGAGCUAUGUAUGUGUUAUUUGAAUAAGAUGCUAACACAUGCUAGGAUCUAUUGAAGUAAGUAGUCUUUUUUUUUUUUUACAAAAAUUUUCCUCUCUUCUGUGUUUUUUAAGCUUUGGUUCUUUUUCUAUUGUGAAUUACCGAAAAAUAAAGCCCUCAUCUUAGGUUUGCACACAA